AUGAUAAGAAAAGUUGUUCUCAUCCACUGCAAUGGUGAAUGGGUGCACAAAAAAGGUAAUGAUGACUACAAAGGUAUGACACAUCUUGCGGGGGUACCUGAUAAGUACACUUUUGAGGAUGUGAAGAAGAGAGCAAUGGAUGUUUUAGGUUUCGUGCACAAACCUUGUUUUGAUGUGUAUGUCCUCAUAGAUGUCCCGGGAACCUCAUUUAAGCAAAGGAUUAAGAUUGUUAGUGAAGAAAUGUUGAUUUUUUAUGUUGGCCAGACAUGUGGAGUCCCAAGCUUUUACACAAUCAAAUAUGGAGAAGAAGUAAAAGUAGAUAUUCCUCCCGUGACUCUCAAAACAACUACUGGAGAUUACAGCGGAUCCAAGAUGCUUCCCCACACUCCCUUGACCCCUCUUAACAAUCUCACGUCGUGUUCCAGUGAGGAUUAUCAGUCCAAGAAUGAAACCAUCAAGGGAGAUGGUGGUGUUAAAGCGAGUACUAGUGGUCCAAAGGCUAGGAGAUGUCUUGAACCAGUAAUGACUCCAUCAGCCAAGAAAAUCCGAUGUCUUCAUGAUGCGACAACAACUCCAGCGCCGGUUCUGGAUAUUCCUAAACCCCCGAAGGAUAUGAAGUACAAUGAUCUAUGUGUGGGUAACACUUUCAAAAGCAAGGGGGAGCUGAAACUUAUACUUGCAAUAGCCAAAGUAGAAAGAAAUUUUGAAUACAAAGCUUUUAAAUCCGAAAGCCAGAGGUUUAUUGCCAAAUUCAAAGACAAGACAUGCGAGUGGCGUCUGCGAGCAGUUCCCUUAGAUUCCUGUGGGUGGUGGAAACUCACAGUUGCAAACGAUGUGCAUACUUGUGAAAGCAACAAAAGGAUUGACCCUGAAUUAAGAACCAAAGCGGCCGCUACUGGAAUUGCAGAGCUUUUCAAGCACAAAUUCAAAGAACUAGAUGCGACAUUUACGCCCAAACAACUGGUUAAGGACAUAAAAAGGGAUUAUGGAGUGGUUAUCAAUUACCGGCAGGGAUACAGCGCUUACAAGCGUGGUAUUGAGCUGAUCAAAGGUAGCCCUGAUGAAUCGUACCAACACCUCGUUGGUUAUAGUCACAUGCUUGGUGCUCGUAACAAGGGUACUGUUACCGAGAUUGUAACUGAUUCGGAUGAUUCUUUUCUAUAUUAUUUCUUUGCUUUUGGAGUAUGUAUUGAAGGAUUCAAAAACUGUUUCAGACCCGCAUUUGCGGUUGAUGGUACACAUCUUACAGGGCCACGCCAAGGAGUUCUACUGUCAGCCGUUGGAAUGGAUCCCGACGAGUCGAUAUAUCCUAUUGCUUUUGCUGUUGUUGAUUCAGAGAAUAAUGAAUCUUGGGAAUGGUUUAUGAUAAAGUUAGUCGGAGUACUUGGCGAUAAGUAUGCUAUGAAUGAAGAUGUUGUUGUGGCAACAGACAGGCACCCAUCGAUCGGUAGAGCCAUAAGGUUGGAAUUUCCUUGUGAUAAUCAAGUAUACUGCAUCCACCAUCUUUCAGAGAAUAUCAAACAGACCUACCACAACGCCACGGCUUCGGUGGCAUUUACAAGAGCUGCAAAAGCGUUUAGCAAUGAUGAGUAUGAACUUGCUAUGAGAGACCUAGGUUUAGUGAGCCACGCUGCUUUAAAAUAUGUAGUGGAUCUUGGACCAGAAAUGUGGGCCAGGAUGAAGGCUAGAACAGGUCGUUUUACUCUCAUGACUACAAACGCCUGUGAAACUUUCAAUUCAAGAAUAACUGAUGUUAAAGGUCUUCCAAUCUGUCAUUUAGUCGAUUACAUUCGCAGCUUCCUUAUGGAAUGGUUCUGCGAACGUAGACAACUAGCUCGUGAUCGGCAAGAUCCUUUGAGUCAACAUGAACGGGAUAUAAUCAAAGAACGGUGGGCUGUGGCAAAAAGGUUUGUGGAUUUCCAUGUCGAUGGGGACGAAUAUGAAGUGGACGAGGGUGACUAUGAAGAGCAGCACACCGUCUAUCUUGACCGAAGGUCUUGCACGUGCAAAGUGUUUGACUAUCAGCAUCUUCCGUGUCCCCACGUACUUGUAGUGUGUGAGACAUAUAAGAUAAAAGAAGAAGGCCUUUGUGGGGAAUAUUAUAAAACAUCGGUUUGGAGAUCUAUGUAUGAACCUAAAAUCUAUGGUGUGCUGAGCCCAGAAACUUGGGAUGUCCCAGCGGAGGUGGCAGAAAGGGUGGUGCUUCCUCCAAAAACUACACCGGAAGUUGGUCGUCGGAGCAUCAAGAGGAAAAGGUCUGCCAUUGAAAAACCUAGAAAGAAAAGAGCUUGUUCAAGGUGUCACCAGACAGGGAAUUAUGCUAACAGCAAACGUUGUCCCAAGGCUUAG
Messenger RNA from Papaver somniferum (opium poppy), 2349 nucleotides. RefSeq lists its product as uncharacterized. Lineage: Eukaryota; Viridiplantae; Streptophyta; Magnoliopsida; Ranunculales; Papaveraceae. Gene Ontology annotation, molecular function: zinc ion binding. The record is from RefSeq and is a predicted model, not a curated record. Bases 1 to 2349 code for a protein of 782 amino acids. The transcript has 3 exons.